AUGACAACCAGUCACUGCGAUAUGACGACCGCUGAGGUCAUGGAGCUACUCCGCGACGAACGUGAUAUAUAUGAAAGCAUUGAGCAGAACCUUCGACGUAUGAUGCUGGAAGAGAAACCAGACGCUGCAUUACCGGUCCUUUCCCGCAAUACCGAAGAUCUUUCAUUCUCUGGCUCCUCACAAUACAUGCCAUCAUAUAUGGAAGACUUUAUCAUGGGAUCUGGAACACAUUUGAACGAUGGCAUGAACGACAAAGAAGAUUCGAAAGUAGAUGAAGUUGCUGGAUAA
Molecule: messenger RNA, 288 nt
Organism: Necator americanus (New World hookworm)
Lineage: Eukaryota; Metazoa; Nematoda; Chromadorea; Rhabditida; Ancylostomatidae
Exons: 5
Coding region: 1-288 (95 amino acids)
Source: RefSeq, a predicted model, not a curated record